CCAAAGUCUUGUUGUACCUCAGUGAAUGAAGUCAUCUGCCAUGGGAUUCCAGACAGACGGCCUUUGCAAGAAGGUGAUAUUGUUAAUGUGGAUAUCACUCUUUAUCGAAAUGGUUAUCACGGGGAUCUAAAUGAGACCUUUUUUGUUGGAGAUGUGGAUGAAGGAGCUCGGAAACUUGUUCAGACUACAUAUGAAUGCCUGAUGCAAGCCAUUGAUGCAGUGAAGCCUGGUGUUCGAUACAGAGAACUGGGAAACAUCAUUCAGAAACAUGCCCAAGCAAAUGGAUUCUCAGUUGUUCGAAGCUAUUGUGGACAUGGAAUCCACAAACUUUUCCAUACAGCUCCCAAUGUACCACACUAUGCCAAAAAUAAGGCAGUUGGUGUGAUGAAGUCGGGCCAUGUGUUUACAAUUGAGCCAAUGAUUUGUGAAGGUGGAUGGCAGGAUGAAACCUGGCCAGAUGGUUGGACUGCAGUAACAAGGGACGGGAAGCGAUCGGCUCAGUUUGAGCACACCCUGCUGGUCACGGACACUGGCUGUGAAAUUCUCACCCGGAGACUCGAUAGCUCUCGGCCUCAUUUCAUGUCCCAGUUUUAAUUUUCCCGAGAUGCCUAAUGUCUGAACACCAUCUUGUACUGUGCAUUUUAUUGAAAGUACAGACAUGAAGAGCUUUUUAAAAGUCACUCCUUUUGUUUUGGCUGUGGAUAAGAAAAGACUCCAGCACUUGGUGUGUGUCCUCGAGAGCUUCUUUUGGGGUCUGAAAAGCUGAGAAGAAUAAAUGAAACAUUGCUUACUUCCUUCAGUCCCUGGCCUCACCCCCUCAGUUCGCUGUACUGGGUUUUCUUUCUUGUCCCUUGAGCACUUUGACCCUAAAUCCACUUCUCAUUGCUUUAUCACUGCCACAGACCAGCCGCCAAGGGCCAGCCGCUUUCCAGGGGAAUGCUGAAGAUAAAAAAUCUUGAAACCUUA
Molecule: messenger RNA, 966 nt
Organism: Cricetulus griseus (Chinese hamster)
Lineage: Eukaryota; Metazoa; Chordata; Mammalia; Rodentia; Cricetidae
Source: RefSeq, a predicted model, not a curated record